This is a messenger RNA of Anneissia japonica, 1444 nucleotides long. RefSeq names its product potassium channel subfamily K member 16-like. Gene Ontology annotation, biological process: potassium ion transmembrane transport; stabilization of membrane potential. Gene Ontology annotation, molecular function: potassium ion leak channel activity. The transcript is spliced from 2 exons. Lineage: Eukaryota; Metazoa; Echinodermata; Crinoidea; Comatulida; Comatulidae. Gene Ontology annotation, cellular component: membrane. The coding region runs from base 230 to 1276 and encodes 348 amino acids. The record is from RefSeq and is a predicted model, not a curated record.
CAAAUUACUGAUUGCUACUGUACAACAACACAAAAACUCUAUUUACACAGUGCAUUAGUAAUUGCUUAAUUUUUUUAGAGUUAUUGUUUGUUGCUAUUGCAUAACCUACCAGCAUUUCUACGUACAGUGUAGACAUAACAUUGAAACGCCAUUAGAAAUUAGAAUUAGAAAUGUUGUACACAAUUAAUAAAGCACAACGCUUAUCAUUCCGUUCGCGAUAGGGAACAAAAUGGCGUUUGUUUCAAAUAAGAAGCAAUUUGGUCUGUUUAUAUUAUUGCUACUAUUGUUUUCCGGUUAUCUGACUAUAGGCGCUUUAUGUUUCAGGUAUUUCGAAUCAUCGUAUCAUGCGCAGGUCGAUAGUAACGCUGUCGAGCUUGUUGGACAAUUUUGCGUGAAAUAUAACUGCGUUGACGAACAAGACCUUUUGACAUUGAUAUUUGCAGUUACGGGUUUAUCGUAUGGACGCCAUGUACACCAUUUAUUCAACGUUUCUUCAACACGCUGGGAAAACUUUCAUGAAACCUUUUUCUUUAGUGCAACCAUUGUUACGACAAUCGGUUACGGAGAUAUGGUGCCACAGACGAAUUUAGGAAGGUGGUUUUGUAUUUUGUACGCGUGCAUCGGUAUUCCACUAACCGCUGUCUUUGUCUCUCAUAUUGGAACAAUAUUUAUGAAAUUGUGGAAAGUUUGUUUUCGAUUUUUUACUAAGAAUGUAUGCAGGAGUAGAAAAGAACAGAAUAGGCUUAAUCGAUUAAUCAGGAUUGUCACUGCUUUGCUGAUGUCGCUCUUAACGUUUACCUGUCUGAUUAGUUUACCAGCCUGGGGUCUUACCUUGAUGGAAGAAUGGACUGUAAACGAGAGCUAUUAUUUUUGUUUCAUAUCGCUUUCGACGAUUGGAUUUGGAGACUACGUGAUUGGAGCGUCUGAACGUCAUCGUCACCAAGUUGUAUUGAGAUAUGUGACAAUAUUGUACCUUAUAACGGGUCUCAGCGUUCUCACUGCCAUAUUUAAGGCCAUCGUAGAUUACAAUACAAAGAAAGUGAAAAAGCUUUCAUUUACUGCGGAAAAGUUCAUAAAACGAAAAGCGCCAAAGUUUGCAUUCAAAAAAGAAAUUGAUGAUGAGAAGAUAUCCCUCGAAGAGUUCCCUCCAGCCGAGGAUGAUAGGACUAGAAUUGAUUCAAAGCUUACAAUCUCUUCUAUUUCGCACAGUUUGACGGUCAGAAAUGACAUUAAUGCAAUGGAAUAUUUCGGUUGUGACAAAUCUACUCAAACUUGAGGCUCCAUGUCUUGUUAAGUAAAGUUCAGGAAAUCAUUGUCACACCACAUGACGAACGUCGUAAACCAAACGAAUAAAACAAUAGAGUUGUGGCUUAUCUAGGAGUAUUGAAAUAUGGCGAGGGGGAGAGGUGAAGUUUGAGUGCUCGAUGAUUAAGUGAGGGCACUC